This is a messenger RNA of Phytophthora nicotianae INRA-310, 243 nucleotides long. RefSeq lists its product as hypothetical. The record is from RefSeq and is a predicted model, not a curated record. The transcript has 2 exons. NCBI's taxonomy places the organism in Eukaryota, Oomycota, Peronosporomycetes, Peronosporales, Peronosporaceae. The coding region runs from base 1 to 243 and encodes 80 amino acids.
AUGGAAACCGCCAUUUGUGCCUGUGCUGGUGGUGGAGGCCUGCUUCAACACUGGCAUCGAUGGCCGCUCAACGGUGGCGUUGAAGCUGAACAGCGUCGACCGACUUUUGAAGUUGCGAUUCUCGUGAUCAUCCUGGACGGACAAUUCGUUCAGCUUCAGGCUCGAGCGCCGGCACGCGCAGACCCGAUCCUGAGAGCAGGCCGUGACGCGCCGCGACAGGACGGCAGCAACUUCGACGUUUAA